AUGGUGGUGCGAAGUUCCUAUCUGCAUUUGCCGGACAGGAUAUGCCCGUAUACACUGUUACAGGAAACGGUUGUCGUGGUGCCAAGAGGGCUGCAUGGAGCAUUGGGAGCAGCGGCUGCGCGGCCCGCUGAGGGCAUGCUGGUGUCUCGAAGUGUUGUUGUACGGUAUGCCCGUACACACUGUUACAGGAAACGGGUAGGGCAGUUCCUUUGCAAUGCAACAGAAGACAGGAAUGGUGGCAAGCAGUUUGGCGAGGAUGAUAAGGGCAGCGCGCGGGAUGAGGGCGGCGGUGCGGUCCGGAUCAAGUCGCCGUACAUGGAGCCGCCUGAGUAG
Messenger RNA from Eimeria mitis, 333 nucleotides. RefSeq lists its product as uncharacterized. Lineage: Eukaryota; Apicomplexa; Conoidasida; Eucoccidiorida; Eimeriidae. The record is from RefSeq and is a predicted model, not a curated record. Bases 1 to 333 code for a protein of 110 amino acids. The transcript has 3 exons.